Messenger RNA from Scedosporium apiospermum, 1278 nucleotides. RefSeq lists its product as uncharacterized. The coding region runs from base 1 to 1278 and encodes 425 amino acids. The record is from RefSeq and is a predicted model, not a curated record. NCBI's taxonomy places the organism in Eukaryota, Fungi, Ascomycota, Sordariomycetes, Microascales, Microascaceae. The transcript has 4 exons. Gene Ontology annotation, cellular component: membrane. Gene Ontology annotation, molecular function: transmembrane transporter activity. Gene Ontology annotation, biological process: transmembrane transport.
AUGCCGAACGGGGUUUCCAACCGUCGCUCUCUCGAUAGGGCCAGUAUAAAUGACAAAGAGCUCUACGCGGUUCACGCAGAAGUCAAGACGAACAUGGAGGGUCGCAAGGGGGACGCGUCAGCAUUAGCCGAUCGACAAUUUGUUGAAGCUUACCCUGACAAGGACAGAAGAAUGCUCCUCAGGAAGAUGGAUUUGCACAUUAUACCUAUCCUCAUCAGUCUCUACAGGUUGGUUCCGGGCGCCUUCCUCUUCAUGACGAAAUGGUAUGCAAAGUUCGAAUUAGCCACUCGAUUCAGCAUAUUCUAUGUCGGAUCUGCCUUGUCUGGGGCUUUCUCGGGACUUUUGGCCUACGCCUUUGCCCAAAUGGACGGCGUGGGUGGCCUUGCCGGCUGGAGAUGGAUUUUCAUCAUGGAGGGUCUUAUGACUGUCAUAGUUGGUGUCCUAAUCCCGUUUAUUCUUGCCGACACGCCGCAGGGCGUUCGCUGGCUGAAGAAGGAUGAAUGCCGAUAUCUAGUCGCUCGAAUGACUUUACAAAACGGCGGCUCCGGGGCCGAAGAAAUUGGACAUCACUUUAGUUGGAAACUGCUAUGGGCGGUUGUGUCUGACUGGCAGUUCUAUCUCUUCGCCUUCAACUAUUAUUCUAACAACAUUCCAACCUACGGUCUCAAGUUCACCAUGCCUCAGAUCAUGAAGAAUAUGGGGUUUAGUGGUAACAAUGCUCAACUCAUGACAAUACCACCUUAUAUCGCAGGGGCCAUCAGCGCAUAUGUAUUCGGCAGGCUAUCCGACAAAUUCAGACGACGCUCCUACUUCCUCGUUAUUCCCCAGUUCCUUGUCAUUAUCGGAUAUUCCAUUCUAACACCUCUGGCGCCGAAGAUCAAGCAGAACAUGGGAGCAUGCUACUUCGCGAUCGUGCUUGCAAAUAUUGGCCUGUACCCGAUCAGCCCUGGAUCAAGCUCAUGGAUCAGUAACAACCUUGCCGGGACCGCAAAGCGUGCACUUGGCCUUGGUUAUAUUGCUAUGAUUGGUAACCUUGGUGGGAUCGUAUCGUCAUACAUCUUCAUCCAGUCUGAAGCACCAGCCUAUCCUACAGGCUUCGGGACAUCCCUGGCGUUCGCGGUAAUGGGCAUUAUCGCCGCUACGACACUCGAUGUAAUAUAUAUGCGGAUAAACAAGAAGAGAGACCAGAUGUCGGAGGCUGAAGUGCGCGAGAAAUAUACAGAGGAGGAGCUUGCAGCCUUGGGAGAUAGGUCUCCAUUGUUCCGAUAUACGCUCUAA